Anastrepha ludens (Mexican fruit fly) is the source of this 2406-nucleotide messenger RNA. RefSeq lists its product as uncharacterized. The transcript is spliced from 3 exons. Lineage: Eukaryota; Metazoa; Arthropoda; Insecta; Diptera; Tephritidae. The record is from RefSeq and is a predicted model, not a curated record. Bases 206 to 2161 code for a protein of 651 amino acids.
UCACUGUCUAUCUUUGUUUGCUAAACGGUUUAGUAUGAAGAAUAAAGCCAGGCGGUGUGUCAUGAUGAUUUGCGCGUUGUAAUCAUAAAAGCGAAUAUUUUCAGGAAUAAAUAUGUUAAAAGUGUAGUGAUGCUUUAUAAUUUCGGUAAGUUAACAAAAAGUGAAUGUCGAGAUUUAAAAUAAAAAGCAACGAAAUUAUAUUGUGAUGCGGCGCGCUAAAAAACGGCUUGCGUGCAAACAAAAGGAACGAGCAGAAGACGACGAUGUAAACGAAAGGCCAACACCGGCGCGGGACGCUGCAAUACUCGCUGCUGCUGCGACUUCAACGCAGGCGAAUGAAGUGAAAAUACAGACGCCGGAUGUCAAAGUAGAAGUAGAAAACGAAGCAGAUGAGCGCAUUAUUGAUGAAAUUAAACCCGAUGUAUACGAAUUGCAGCAGCAAUGGUUCAGCCAAGCAACGGAAAGCGCAGCAUCGACGCUGACGUUGGCGGCUUCGAUUUUUAGUAUCGACGAUAUUGCCAGUGAUGUGGCACCUGAUGCAUUGAGCGGCAAUGUUCCAGUUAUCGGCAAAGAUGCUAAGGUGCCCGUUACACCGAAAAAACUAAAACCGGCUAGUGUAAAUCGUUCUGAUUUUUGUUUUGAUGCCGAUGAGGUGGAUAUGCAAGAAACCGACUCGGAUGAAGAAGGUUACUCAGAUAUCGACUUUGAGGAGGAAUUUGAAAUUAUCGAAUGUGAUGCAGGCGCGGAUAUGUACGCCCCUGAGUGGUCAAAAGAGUCGAGGGUGCGAAGAAAAGUCUUUUCUACUAAAAAUCUUAAUGGAAUGCUCAAAGGCUUUCCCAGAUUUGAUUCGCCCACUUAUUACUUCUACAAAUUGCUUGGUGGUUUGCGAUUCUUCAAAGAUUGGGCCGAAUGUUGCAACAAACGUGCUAAGGAAACUAUGGUAAGCUCACAGAAACCGAUUCGUGAUCACUUUGAAGCGUUCACAAUGCACGAAAUGAGCAUUUUCUUUGGCAUCUGCUUGCAAAUGGGUUCACUGCAACUUACGACUUUGGCAGAAUAUUGGGAAAGCCAGGCGCACCACGGACUUAGUGGUUUUUCUAGUAAAAUGAGUUUGGAACGUUUCCAAUUUCUACUUGAAGUUUUGAAUUUCAAAGGCUUACACACUGAAGAGGAGAGUUUUAAAAAUGAUAACAACAGCGGCGAUAAUAAAAUAUCCACUGAUCUCAAGUGCUUCUUAUGUUUCUUCAAUAAUCGCAUGGCAUCCGUAUACAAUUGUGGUCUACAAAUAAUCUUGAACGAACCCGUUAGGUAUUGGAAAGGAAAACUGCAUUGGGUGAACGAUAUGAAUCCAAAAUGUCGCCCCAAUGCAAUUUUAUUGCACUUCUUAACUGAACAAUCCGGUUUGGUACUUAAAAUAUUAGUGGAUAUUGAAGGCCCAAGGCAAAAACAGCUCGCACGGAAUUCAAAGGAGCUUGUUAUGCAACGAUUAUCUACUGCAAUGGAGUUACUAAAGGGGAGGUUUAAAAAAGGACAUUUUGUUUUCACUUCUAAAUAUUAUGGCAGCGUUGCACUUUGUUUGGAGUUGGGAAAGCUCGGUACCUUAUCAUCUGGCUUUUUAGACAGUCAAAGAUUUGGUAAUUGCAAAGAGCUUGUUCUGAAAAAUUUGGACCACUAUCAGUUUGAAACCAGAUUUGCUGCCUUUAUGAUGAUGGGAAAAUAUCGGUGUCUGCGUAAAAGUUUUUAUUUCUACAGUUCGGAUUGUCUUUUCAUUUCACCGCAUGAAAUACUAGUGAAGCAUAAGCCGAAAUUAGUGAGCGAAAUUGAUUGGCAGUUAAAUACGCCUGAAAAAAUACGUGCGCAUAUGCUGGAUUACCAAUUAGCAUUGCAGCGCACAGAAAUCAAGUGGGAGAGACGUCUAAUAAUCUACGUAAUGCAACUGGUUGUGCUCAACGCCUUCCUCCUUUACAAAGCCCAUGCGCAAAAAGGGCGUUUUUUAAAUAAACAAAAUUUGUUUUCAUACCAGACAUUUCGACAAGAUGUAAUUGCAUCAUUAUUGACUCCGAGAGACGAGUGGAGCAGUAUUGAUUAUGGAAACGAGAUCGACGUGGCCAUUGCAGCAGAUAACUUACACACUCGCCACAAUAGCUCUGGCACCUCAUAAGAUCUGGGGUUAAGAUAGCACUGACACAAAGAAAUGCUGGAACUUGGUGCAAAGUGUUUCAAAAUGCGAUCGAAUUUGAAACAAAGGUGACAACAUGUCCUACCGCGUCAGGGCUAGGUGCGAUAUCGUGCUUUAAGGUGUGAUAUUCCCAGAUGCAAAGGAAGAUACGCAUUUGCUUUAUCCGUAUGAAGCGAUUGUUGGGUGAAAUAUAUAAUAAAAUGUAUUUAAAAAUCUAAACAAGCCUU